GCCAACAUUUCGCAGUAACGAUUCCGUGGCUUAGUAGAAGAGUUCACUAUUCGACGACGCAACGUUAUUUUACCUGGUAUACAAGAUGGUUUAUUUGCACAAUGAAACAAGUCGGACUAGUCUGUACGACCGUGUCAAAAAGCUGCUCGUCUCAUAUGAAUGGAGCGAUUGCUGCUUCUCUGUAUCUGGUAAAGAAUUUAAAGCACAUAAAUUAAUUUUGUGCAUCAGCAGUCCUGUUUUUGAGGCCAUGUUCUACGGCCCACUAUCAUCAAGUGACUGCAUAGUUGUACCUGACAUUGAACCAGAUAUUUUUCAACAAUUGUUGAAUUUUAUUUACACUGACAAAGUUGAAUUAAGGUCAAUAGAAGAAGCUCUAGAACUGCUUUAUGCAGCAAAAAAAUACUUGCUCAAUGAAUUGACUGACAUGUGUAUUACAUAUGUUAAAGACCACAUCAGUAUUGACAACAUUAUAACAAUACUUAACUACCCGGAGUACCUGCAAGAUGAUGAUGUGAUACCAACCGCUAGAACAUUGUUCUGUCAACAUGCUGAGUAUUUACUACAAGAAAACAAAACGGAAAUGUCUCCACAUUGCCUCAAAUCGGUUCUUGAAUCUAAUGCACUUAAUGUAAAGGAAAAAGAUCUUAUUAAGCAUAUUUUUGCUUGGACUGCACUAUACUGUAAACAAAAUGAUAUGCCUAUAACACUCAAAGCUAGGCGUGACGUGUUAAUAAAAAAUGACAUAUUUAAAUCCUUGCGAUUUCUAUCAAUGUCUCUGGAAGAACUUGAUGAAGUAGUUUUAGAUGAAAAUAAUAUUCUAGUGCCAUCUGAAAUAGAUCGCCUUAAAGAAGCUAUAAAAGGUACAAAGGUUUUGAAAGAGGAGGAUGAGAUUGGGACGUUGGGAAGUGUUUACUCCGACCGAUACAUUUUGAAAUUGCAGUGGAAACUAUGUCAUCGCAAACCAUUGAAAUCUGUAGCACCUAUUUCUAUAGAUGCCAACAACUUCACUAUAUGCUGUAAGGUAAAAGCAAACAAAUCAGUAUUCAUAACAUCGCUCUGCAUACCAACUAGAAUGGCACCAGUAUUCAAUUUUCGAAAUAACACUGCCAAAGUUUACUCUGAACAAAUCUCCGUCUCUGUAAUUUCAGAAUCUGAUAAUAAAGUUAUUAAGUUUACUAAUUACAUGAACACAGUGGAAUAUGAUUCUAUGAUUAAUAUAGAAUUAUCUGAACCAUGUGUGAUUAAGAAAGACAAGUGGUACAAAAUUGAAUUUGCAUGGCAUCAUAAUAGGUGUCUAUCUUAUCCAUAUGCUGUGCAAUGCAGGGAUAGGUACUUCAAAGAUUACAGGCUUUUGUUUGAGUUUGAAGAUUUAUCAUUGAACUCAGGAAACUGUGGUCUUGGCAGUUAUCUAGCUGGUCUCAAAUAUUGCUUGUAAUAUUAAUAUGAUCUUGAGAUUUCUAUUGCCAAUUUUAAAAGUUAAGGUAAUUUUAAGUUUUAUAUAUAACAUCUGUAACAUGCGUUUUAUCUAAUUGAUACAAAUUAUAAAAAGUUAUAUGAA
Hyposmocoma kahamanoa is the source of this 1558-nucleotide messenger RNA. Its product is annotated as kelch-like protein 40. NCBI's taxonomy places the organism in Eukaryota, Metazoa, Arthropoda, Insecta, Lepidoptera, Cosmopterigidae. The record is from RefSeq and is a predicted model, not a curated record. The transcript is spliced from 2 exons. Gene Ontology annotation, cellular component: P-body; cytosol. Gene Ontology annotation, molecular function: protein binding. The coding region runs from base 86 to 1435 and encodes 449 amino acids. Gene Ontology annotation, biological process: neurogenesis.